UUGUGAAUUGUACAGCCGAUGUCUUUAUUAUGUUUACGAGACGCUGUGUGUGAUUGUUACUUGUUUUUGUGUGACUAGCCUGUAUUCAGAAAUGCUCUGCUCUCUCACCAUCACUAUUUUUCCAGGCCACAGAGAUGACUAGCGGGGUUUUCAAGAGUGCUUCUCCUGUUAAUAAUGUAGAUAUCUUGUCACUCUGCCUCUUGAACUGUAAAAACACCCUUAAAAAACCAUUUAUCCUUACUAUAACUAUUUUUCGAGGCCACAGAGAUGACUAGCGGUGUUUUCAAGAGUGCUUCUCCAGUUAAUAAUGUAGAAAUCUUGUCACUCUGCCUUUAGAACUAGAAAAAACACCUUAAAAACUUGAGUGCAUUGAAAUAAAAGGCUUGUAAACAGUGGAGCUAUGGAGCAGAAGUGUUGGAGAUUACCAGCCUUAGUGUUGUUUGCGGAAUGUUAGGUGGCAAGUGUGUGAGGUCCAGCCACCACCACCACCACUACCACCACCACCACCACAACUACCACCACCAUGUCUGAGAGUGAAGCUACUACUGGUGUCAGCGAUAUUGAUGGAGAGAAGGUGAAGACGAUAAAUGGAAUGAAGGAGAUGGAAGAAGUAAGAAUGCAGAAUGGAGAGACAGAGAAGCCACAGAUAAAUGGAGACGUGGAGAAGAGAGAGGAGGAAAUAGGAGAGGAGAAGGUACAGGAGGAGAGGAAUGGGAGUGUGGAGGAGGCAGAGGAGACAAGCCAUGUGGAGGGAACUGAUGGAGACACUGGAGUGAAAGUGGAGGGGAGUGAAGGAGGUGGCGGUGAAGAAGGUGGAGGAAGAAACGGAGAGAAGCAGGAAGUGGAGAGAAAGGAGGAGAAGGAAAAAGUAGACGAGAAGGAGAAGGAGAAGGAGAAAACACCAGCAACCUCUUCUAGUAGUGAGGAGAAGGACACAGAGAAGGAGAAGAAGGAGAAGAAAAAGGAUACAGUGAACGGCGACACCAGCACCACUAGCACCACCACCACCACAACCAGCACCACCACCAGCACGCCAGGGAAGAAGAAGAAGCAUCACCACGAUGAUGUCCAGGAGGUGAUAUCCACACGGCAAUUACGCAUCCGUCGAACCCCUAAGAAAUACACGGAGGAUGACGACGAUGUGAAGAUAACAAAUGAGGUGAUCAAGGACGAUUCGAGUGACAUUGAGAUGAUAGAGGAGAGCGACCCACUAGCCAUCAGCGACGCAGAGGUCAAGAAGAUACAGAAGGAGAAGAAGGAGAUUACCAUCAAGACGAAGGACCCCAACGUGAUCAUCAUCGACACUAACACCCUCCUCAAGAACCAAGGGAACCUGGCAGCUGCCGUGGCCCAGUCCACCUCCUCCACCCCCGUGCAGACCCUCACCAACCGCUCCACCAGCACCACCACCACCACCACCAACAUCAACAUCCAGAAUGCCAUCCAGGCCAUCACAGGGGGUGUGCCAGCGCAGGGCCUCCAGUCAGCCUACAUCACCGCCCUACAGCAGGUGCUGAUAUCCCAGGGUGGCCAGGUCCCCAUGAACUCCCAGCACUUGUCACAGUUGCAGCAGUACUACAACAGCCUGGGCCACCUGCAGGAUGAUGCCUAUGUCAUUGAGGCGCCUUCCUUCAUUGUGCCCUAUGUCAUGGAGGGGAAGCCAAAGGAGCCCAUUAAGGAGUUCCUGAAGAGAAUAAACAAGGAACUGGAGGAAUUUGAGCGCAAGGAGAAGGAGGAGGAGGAGAAGAGAGAGGCCGAGGAGAGGAAAAAGAAGGAAGAGGAAGACCGCCAGAAGAGGAAAGAGGAGAGAGAAGUGGAGAGAAAGAGGAGGAUAGAAGCAGGGGAGUCAGUGGAAGAUUUAGACAAGGAAGAGGAGGAGGAAGCUGCAGCACUGGCCAAGGAGGAGGAGGAGAAGAAGGAGAAGGAGAAGGAGAAGGAAGCAAAGGCCAAGGAGGAGGAAGAAGGAAAGGCAAAGGCGAAGGAAGAGGAGGAGGAGGAGGACAACAAGGAGAACAACAAAACCAACACCAACAAGGAGGAUGGAAAGAAGGAAGGGGACAAGGAUGGGAAAGUACAAAGCAAGGAGGAGAAGAAGGAAGGGGAGACAAGGAAAGGGAAGGAGGAGAAGGCGACGGAGGCAACAGACGAGGACAAGGAGAACAAGGACAAGAGUGACGCUGAGAGUGUGGUGGACUUGGAGAAGGAGAAGGAUGAAGAGGACAUGAGCUUCCUGGGAAAGUGGGAGCCAUAUUACCGCAGUGCUUUGGGCAAGUUCAUGAUGGAGCUUGGGUUGAACCAGGCACAGGAGUUUCUGCAGGCCGACCUUCUUCGCAUGCAGAAACGCAAACUAGAGAAGAUGAAGACACAGCCGUCGCGGGAAGGCAUUAUGGCCGCCAAGCUCCUGGAGAAACAGCUUGAGGUGACGCGGAAGAAGAACGCUCACUUGCAGGUACCUCUGAAGAUCUGCAAGUUCUGUACCUUCAAGACGGAGAGCAUGAUGGUGAUGGAGCGCCACCUGGAGUCUCCGCACAUGGUCAACUACACUUACAAAUGCAACUUCUGUGAUUUUGAGACUCGGGGACCACAGGUGAUCCUCUUCCACAUGGAGGCGGAGCACAACACGAGGGGGCGGCUGGAGAGGGCACCGGCGUUCUUCCAGUGCUCACUCUGCCCCUACGAAGACAACAACAAGUCCAAGAUGACGCGACACUCCUUCUCCUGCAGCAAGAAGUAUAAGCCAGAGAAGAAUUGUGAGCUGCUCGACUGGGAACCCCCCGCCAAAAUCCCCAAGGUAUUACAUAUCCACCGGGGGCGCCCCAACACGCUGGGCAAGGCGUUUGAGCCCGUCAAGAUGCCCAACCUGAUGCCCAAGAACCUGGGCAUGAACAUCAGCAUCCAGUCAGGGGGGGCCACCAACCUUCUGCACUCCAGCACUGUGUCCAUAGCGGCUGGCCGGGGGCGGGGCCGUCCUGUCGGCUCCUACAAGAACCCCGGCCCUCUGCCCAGCCAGGCACGGGGCAUUAACACUGUCAGUACGGGUUCCCUGCUCUACACCAACCGCGGUACCACCACCACCACCACAGUCCAAGGCUCAGGAUCACAGUUCACCCUCGGCAACCAGAUGUUCCACUCGACAGCGAGGGUACAGCGGAUCCUGCCGUCCUCCUCCUCCUCCUCCCCUGUCAGCCUUAUACCUGGUCUAGGGGCCUCCUCCUCCAUUACUAUACAGCCUUACCUCCCCGUCCCUACCCAGAGCGUACAAAGCAAAGGUGGGAACACCAAGUCCCCGCAGCAACCCAGCAUCUCCAUCACCCCACUGCCCCGUGCCGGCCAGCAGAUCUCCCAGGGCUCCGGCAACAAGGGCUCUUCUCAGGGCCGAGGGGACUCCGGAGGCAACCCGUCCUUUGUUAUAUGUGAGAUCUGUGACGGGUAUAUUAAGGACCUUGAACAGCUGCGCAACCACAUGAACCUGAUCCACAAGGUCAAGAUCCACCCAAAGAUGAUCUACAACCGACCUCCGCUCAACUGCCAGAAAUGCCAACACCGCUUCUUUACUGACCAGGGUCUGGAGCGCCACCUGCUGGGCACACACGGCCUGGUCACCUCGUCCAUGCAGGAGGCAGCCAACAAGGGCAAGGACGCCGGUCGCUGCCCCAUCUGUGGCAAGGUGUUCCAGUGGAAGCUUCUGAACCACGUGAGUAGGGACCACAAGAUGACCCUGAAGCCGGCCCAUCUGUCUUACAAGUGCACCGUCUGCACCGCCACCUUCAACAUGUACCGCCUGUUUGAGAACCACGUGUACUCAGCCCACUCCGUCGUCAACAAGAACAAGGAAGGGAGCAAGAAGCAGAGCAGUGGGGGUUCCUCCGAGUCGCCGCUCAAAAUCAACGACGAGAUCACCAUCAUUCCGCAGCCCGUCGUCGGCAAAUCUAAGAGUUCGUCCUCCAACACCAACAGCACCUCCACCACCACCACCUCGUCCUCCUCCUCUUCCUCCUCCAACUCCUCCUCAGACAAACUGUCCUCCUCUAAAAAGUGUGACACCUCCACGCCCACCAUGAGCAAAGAGAUCACCAUCACCAAGGUUGGGUCUCGGCCGACGCGGCGCAGUGGUGGUGGCGGUGUGGAGGUGAUCAGCCUGGAUGAAUCCCCGAAGAAGUCCAGUGGGUCUGAGAGCAGCAGCAGCAAGAAGCGAGCACACAAGGACAGCGUGGGGAACAACACCAAGAAGGCGAGGACGAGCAGCUAAUGUGUGGCAGUGCGGCCCGGGGGGAGGGGGACGGCUGGCUCAAAGUGUUGUUGUUGUUGUUGUUGUGGCGGCAGCGGCGGCGGCGGCGGCGUGUGAGACGGACACACCGGCGCUGGGCCACGGUGACCCCGGGCAGGGAGUGUGCGUGACACUGUGACCGCGUGUGUGCGCAUCUUGGUGGUUUAUUUAAUCCUCGACACCACGCCUGGAGGGGCGGCUGUGGUGCUGCGGCGCCGCUGCCCUCCACUCACACCUGUGAUUGGCCACACCUGCGAUGGGAAGACUGACACCCUGGACCACUCGGCACCGAUGGGAAGUGUUGCCAAAUGACACCUUGGGGCGACCCACACUGCAGAAAACACAUUGGACGACAAUGGCACCACCACCACCACCACCCAUGGCCAGGUAGUGGAUCUGUCUGUCUUGGCCUGCUGGGACCCUGGCCACUGCUCGCUCUGACACCCUGGGCACCAUUGGGCGGCCUGGAGGCAGACACAGCCAUGGUCUCUCAUCUCCUGGCCGGUGACUGGUGCUGGGGACAGUCUGGUGCAGAGAGGGAGAGAGAGAGAGGGAACCAAGAGUCAGUGUCAGUAACUCACUCAUACUUUCCAUUAUAAAUCAUUCUGUAUUCAAUUAUUUUCAAGUAUUGUUUCAUUUCUUUUUGUUUGUCAUUUCAUUUUCCUCAUUAUAUUCUUCAGUUCCUUUUCUGUUCAUGUUUUGUUUCUUGACACAGACAAGGUGCAAAGUCACUUGGGGAAGAAACAUUACUUUAUUUUUUUUGGUCUGUUUGUAGCUUUUUACACACACACACACACACACACACACACACACACACACACACACACACACACACACACACACAUUCAAUCACUUAUCUAUGUAUAUCAUUAUUUAAUUUUAGCAUUACAAUUUUUCUUUAGCUGAGACAAAUCACGAGCCAAAGUUCCCUUCAUUUAUUUAUUUUCUUGAUGACAUGGCAAGGAUCAUGACAAGCAUGAAUCAACAGUUGUAUGAAUUUGCAGGGAAAGACAAGACAAAACAAAACAACAGUAGAUAAAAAUGUAGUGUUUGCAUCUGAGGAAGAGAGGACAGGAUGGGUGUGGUGGAGUGAGACGGAGAACAUUCAGGUACAUCAUUAACAGCUGUUGUCUAUUCAGGUGGUGAUGCUACAUGGUACACAGUGGGUGUUGCUGAUGUGUGGGUGGCAGGCAGUUAGAGCUGGUGGUGGUGAGGGGCCUGGUCAGACCAGUCACGAGUUAGCUGUGAGGGAGACCUACUUGUGUCCGGUGAGGGGGAAGGGAGGGAAGGGUGGAGAUAUUAAGUGUUUGUAUAGAAAGAAGAGACAAUAUUUACAUGCAAUACUUACAAAUGUUAGUUUGGAAAGGUGACUUGACAAACAUCCGUGUGAGUGUUGGUAAGGCAGGAGGCGACAACACAUCCUAGAAACAAGUAAGUUACUGUUAGAAUGAAAAGGAGACAAAAAUAGCAGUGUUGUGACUGAAUGUCUUGAAAUGAUGGUGAAAGUUGUCCAUGAAUGCUUGAAUGGAAGAAGACAGCAGUCCUGCCAGCUAAGACACAGGCAGGAGUCACUCACUCUACUGUUUGCUGUUCAGUCAAAUCUGAUAUCAAUCACCUCAUCCAGGAAAAUUAAACACUUCAUUAGAUUCGUCAAGAUAUUUGUAAAAAGUUCCAUCAUCAUAAGUCAACGUUCUCAUAAUGUAACAAGAAAAGUCAGUUACCUGAAGGAAAGUAAGACUCCUCCAAGUCACUAGCCAUCCAGCUUGUCCCCAGGGAGCAGCAGCAGCAGCAGCAGCAGCAGUGGGGUGCCUCUCCCUCGCCUCACCAGUGUGUCGGGUCUGUGGCACCACACGCCAGGACAGCCGGCCUCCCCGCCCCGCCCCGCCAAGUACAGACUUAACUCAGGUGCCGGCUGCUGCCACGCUGGCUGACUGCAGGUGGAGGAGGGUGUUGGUGCAGCGAACACCUGCCCUGUGAGGGAAGGAAGGAAGGAAAGAAGGAACCUCAGUGUGAAGGACAUAACCUCAGUCUGUGUGUGUUGUGUGUAGAAACGCAAAAACAAAACAAAACAAAGAACGAGAUUGAUUGAUUGAACAAAAGCCUGUGGUGAAAAGUCAAAUAAUAAAAAGCUAAAAAAAGUAAAAAAAAAAAUAUAUUGCCACAGACUUAACACGACAGAAAAAACAAACCAGAAAAUCAUCUUUAUUUUUUGAUUCCCGCAUUGGGGUGUAAUAUUAAGGUUUGUACAGUGAUAAAUAUAUAUAUACAAUACAGCAACCUCGAGGGGGCCACUCAUACCCCUCCCCCACUCCCUGCCUGCCUGCCUGCCCUCCAUCAGGCAGGGCAAGGGAGCGGCGGCCUGCCAUCGUGCCGCACCCUGCCCAGCACUACCAACACCACCACCACCACCACCACCACCCUCCCAGCAGGCCACCACCACCACCACCAGGGGUCCCUCGGUCCAUUCAGACGAAACAGGCGGAGCACCAAGUGGUUAUUUAUGUGUUUGGAAUGACCCGCAGGUUUUGAGACGAGACGUGAUGUGACCAGUAACUUAAUUUUGUCCAAGUUUUGCCCCGCCGUGGUGGCGGCGGCGGCGGCGGGUGUAGGGGUCUGUGCACCCACCCUUGGGACGCUGUGUGGGGCCCUGACACACACACACACACACACACACACACACACACACACACACACACACACACACACACACACACACACACACACACACACAGCACCUGCACAUGGUAAUUAGUGCUAUAAAUGCUCAUAUGCCAGCCCACACACACACACACACACACACACACACACACACACACACACACACACACACACACACACACACACACACACACACACGGGGCGGGGCGGGGCGGGGCAGGGCAGGGUGCGCCCCGUCCGGUCAGCCACGGCCGCGACUCGACGCCCAAGACACCGUAGGUUUAAUACUUGAGUUACUGUACACAAAACUUCAAUGUAAAAUGCUGGUAGAUAGUAUUUUAUUUAAUUUUUCUUUAUGGAAGUGUUAAAUGUUGUAGCUAUGUACACUUUUUUUAGGUGUAACACACCAAUAAAAUAUUAUUUAGAACCGA
Molecule: messenger RNA, 7356 nt
Organism: Portunus trituberculatus (swimming crab)
Lineage: Eukaryota; Metazoa; Arthropoda; Malacostraca; Decapoda; Portunidae
Gene: MEP-1
Product: MOG interacting and ectopic P-granules protein 1-like
Exons: 18
Coding region: 524-4249 (1241 amino acids)
Biological process (GO): regulation of gene expression
Cellular component (GO): nucleus
Source: RefSeq, a predicted model, not a curated record